CUGUGGUCUCCCAUGUUCUGGUCCCUCUCCCUCUCUGUCAUUCGCCUCAAUGGCUGCUCCCAACAUACCUCCGAGCUCUAGUUGUUUCCGAACACGACAGACUCAUCUCUCGAGCAUCACACGUUUUGUUUCUCAUUCUUCUUCGGUCCUUCACUUCCCGAAACAGUCCGCAAAAGAGGAAGAAGGUGAUUUGUGUUUCGUCCAAAGCCCGAAAACUCACCAACUGCCUCACUGGAACUUCCUCCAGAAGGCCGCAUCCUCCGUCCUUGACAAGGUGGAGUCGGUCCUGCUGACCACGGAGCGGAAACACCCGCUCCCCAAGACCACCGAUCCUCAUGUCCAAAUCUCCGGGAACUUUGCUCCGGUGUCGGAGCAGCCUGUGUGUCACAACCUCUCGGUCAUCGGGGCAAUCCCAGAGGGCAUCCAAGGCGUCUAUGUCCGGAAUGGGGCCAACCCGCUGUUCGAGCCGGUGGGCGGGCACCAUUUGUUUGACGGGGAUGGGAUGGUUCAUGCGGUCACUAUUAAAGGGGGUUCUGCCAGCUAUGCCUGCCGGUUCACGGAGACGCAGCGCCUGGUCCAGGAGAGGGAACUGGGCCGCCCAAUUUUCCCUAAGGCCAUUGGUGAACUGCACGGACAUGCAGGUAUUGCUCGGCUGCUUCUUUUCUACACCAGAGGACUCUUCGGCCUUGUCGACCAUAGCCAUGGCACCGGAGUGGCCAACGCGGGCUUGGUAUAUUUUAACAAUCGACUUCUCGCCAUGUCAGAGGAUGACCUCCCUUACCAAGUAAGAAUCACGCCUUCUGGAGACUUAGAAACUGUCCGUCAAUAUGACUUUGACAAUCAGCUCAAGUCCUCGAUGAUCGCUCACCCGAAGGUGGACCCCGUCACCAAGGAGCUCUUUGCCUUAAGCUACGAUUUGGUUCGAAAGCCAUAUCUCAAGUACUUCCGGUUCUCUCCUGAAGGAAAAAAGUCGCAAGACAUGGAAAUUCCUUUGCGUGAACCGACCAUGAUGCAUGACUUUGCAAUCACUGAGAACUACAUAGUAAUCCCCGACCAACAAGUCGUAUUCAAGCUCCAAGAAAUGAUCGGAGGUGGCUCUCCGGUGAUCUACGACAGUAACAAGAUGUCUCGGUUUGGGAUUCUAAGAAAAAAUGCUGAUAGUGCCUCCGGUAUCAUAUGGGUUGAAUCACCAGAUACAUUUUGCUUCCAUCUAUGGAAUGCAUGGGAGGAGCCUGAGACCGAUGAACUCGUAGUGAUUGGGUCAUGCAUGACACCUCCGGACUCAAUCUUCAAUGAAAAGGAUGAGAGCUUAAAGAGCGUGUUAUCUGAAAUAAGACUGAACUUAAAGGACGGGAGAUCCACAUGCCGUCCGAUAAUAACAGCCCCCGAUCACGUAAACUUGGAGGUUGGCAUGGUAAACCGGAAUCUUCUGGGGAGAAAGACGCGUUACGCUUACCUUGCAAUUACUGAGCCAUGGCCUAGGGUGUCGGGUUUCGCUAAAGUCGAUCUCCGCUCUGGUGAAGUGAGGAAGUACAUCUACGGCCAUGGAAAAUAUGGAGGCGAGCCAUUCUUCUUGCCUCAGGCGGACUCCGAUUCUGAAUCCAGAGAAGAUGAUGGUUAUGUUCUUGGUUUUGUCCACAACGAGAAAACAAGGAAAUCCGAGCUUCAGAUCGUAAACGCUUCGAACUUGAAGAUGGAAGCUUCUAUCAAGUUGCCUUCUAGGGUUCCUUAUGGCUUUCACGGCACGUUUAUCGACUUGAAGGAUUUGGCAAACCAAGAUUAAAUCGUUCUUUGGAUCACAUUACCAUUUAGUUAGUUAAUUAGUAGUUGCAUCGAGACCAUAACACAAUAUGGUUAGACAAUAUGUUGAUGUCUUUGUGCUUAUUCAGAUAGGUUUGAGAAAUAACUUGAAGGCCAUCUUCCUUUCGAACA
Punica granatum (pomegranate) is the source of this 1932-nucleotide messenger RNA. The record is from RefSeq and is a predicted model, not a curated record. NCBI's taxonomy places the organism in Eukaryota, Viridiplantae, Streptophyta, Magnoliopsida, Myrtales, Lythraceae.